Messenger RNA from Maudiozyma saulgeensis, 1083 nucleotides. The record is from the annotation of a GenBank genome assembly. Lineage: Eukaryota; Fungi; Ascomycota; Saccharomycetes; Saccharomycetales; Saccharomycetaceae.
AUGUCGACAUUACAACGUCGUAGAGUAAAUAGAGCAGGUUCAGACAGUAGUGGGACCGAAUUAUCACCUGUUGUUACAGCUGAACAGCUUGCUGAUAACGUAAAAAAUAACGCUUCCAAUGCAGAAGGAAAUAAAUAUAAAGGUCAAGAUGCUGACGAUGACGACGAUAGCUUCACCGUUGGUAAAAGAGUUGCGUAUGAUCCAGAAGAGGCUAAGUUACAAGGUGAUUAUUCUAUACCUAAAUUAACCUUAAUGGAAGAAGUGUUACUUAUGGGUUUGAAGGAUAGAGAAGGUCAUUUAUCAUUCUGGAAUGAUAAUAUAUCGUAUGCCCUACGUGGUUGUAUAUUAAUAGAAUUAGCCCUCAGAGGUAAAAUUAGAAUGCUAGAUGAUUCUGCUAGAAAGAGAUUUGAUGUAUCCGAGAGACUGGUAGAAGUUAUAGAUGGAUCUAAAACAGGGGAAGUAUUAUUAGAUGAAACAUUACAAUUGAUGAAAAAUGACGAACCUUUGACUGUGGCUAAUUGGAUUGAUCUAUUGAGUGGUGAAACAUGGAACCUUAUGAAAAUCAACUAUCAACUAAAACAAGUAAGAGAAAGAUUAGCUAAAGGUUUAGUAGAUAAAGGUGUUCUCAGAACAGAGAUGAAAAACUUUUUCCUAUUUGAUAUGGCUACACACCCAGUGGCAGACUCUACUUGUAAAGAAGCUAUUAAACGUAGAAUACUCUCAGUACUCGUCUCAAGAAAUAUGGAAUUGGAAUACAAUGAUUUUUUCCCCAAAACCACUUCAUUCGCUCUAAUCAGAACUGUUGCAUUGAUAUGUAGUGCAUAUGGUGCUAAUGUUUUAGAAAAUGUUUUAGCCUCUUUAGAUUUUGAUAAGCGUGAUAGAGCUAUUGGGAGAUCCGAUGAAAUUCUUGCUCAAUUUGCUCAAUAUCCUUUUAAACUUGAUGCAGAAUCGGAAUACGGUAUCUCUAUUAAUCUUAAUAGAGAAGUGACCGAUGAGAUUGAAGAUUUAUCCGGUCACGAUUUACAAUUGGAGGUGGUAGCAGGUGUCAUUGAAGUAUUUUCAAGAAUGGAUUUAUUGUUGUAG